AUGGCUCGUUUGAGCAAAAUGUCGGUGGUUGUAUCUGCCUUGGUGGUUUUGGGAGGUGUUACUUUUGCGGACCCAAUAGCAUCAUGCAACAACUUUUAUACUGUUCAGAGCGGGGACUUCUGUUACAAUAUUGCUCAGAAUCAAGGCCUUGCGAGCUUUGCAGUACUGGAACAACUAAACAGUGCUGGCACUGCUUUGGCCUGUGAGACGGUUCCAAUUUUGCCUGGUCAAAUUCUGUGCAUCGGUGCAGCUGGUGCUCCUGCGGCAGGAGGCUCUGCGGAUGGAAAAUGCGGUGCUGGAUUUGGCAGUUGUGCAUCUGGAUGUUGUUCUCAAUACGGUUACUGUGGUACAACAAUUGAUUAUUGUGGUGCUGGUUGUGAUGCCAAUUUUGGGUCUUGCUCUACUAAUGGUGAUGGUGGCGCCCGCGUUUCUACUGACGGAACUUGUGGUGGGAAUGUCGUCUGCCCAACCGGCGAAUGCUGCUCACAAUACGGAUUCUGUGGAAGCUCAGCAGACUACUGUGGUGCUGGAGCCACUACGACUGAAGCAGGACGAUGCGGUGUUGCCGAUGGACUCACAUUUGGAACAUCGUGCACUGGGAAUCUCCAAUGCUGUUCCUCGUUUGGAUGGUGCGGUAAUACUGCUGCCCAUUGCGCUACCGGGUGUCAAGCAGCUUAUGGUUCUUGUGGGGCCAACACUGUCGUCGCAUCUCCAGUCGCCAGUGCUGCUGCUCCAACUGCUUCUCCCGCAGCUGCAGGUGCUUCCGCUGGUCCUUCACCACUCGCAUCAGCUGCUGCGUCAGCUGCCCCGUCACCAAUCGCAUCGCCGUUUGUUGCUUCACCAUCUGGAUACCCAGAUGCUUACGGCAACCAGUGCUUUGACUAUACAUUGGGAUGUCCAAAAACCUUUAACUUCAUCGAUCCUACAUCCCGAAAAUUAGCAAGAAGAGGAAUAAGACCCAUUAUAAAUUAUGGUAGAACCAACCUUACCACAGCUACUCUCAAUAGCGUUAACCUGACGUGCAACUAUCAGAAUGGAAAUGUCUAUUUGGCUGGUAACUUGCUAAACAUAACUGCUUCGGUUGAAGGAUCAUUGGUCAUGACUUGUGCUUAUGGAAACUCUGCAAACACCUGUGCUUAUUUAACCAACUACAUCGAUCUUUCCAUUGGCGGCUUUCCCCUCGCCAACGGCACGCAAGCAUGUCCAUCUGCCGUGCGAGACUGCUCAUAA
Molecule: messenger RNA, 1230 nt
Organism: Synchytrium microbalum
Lineage: Eukaryota; Fungi; Chytridiomycota; Chytridiomycetes; Synchytriales; Synchytriaceae
Exons: 11
Coding region: 1-1230 (409 amino acids)
Molecular function (GO): chitin binding
Source: RefSeq, a predicted model, not a curated record